Molecule: messenger RNA, 876 nt
Organism: Salarias fasciatus (jewelled blenny)
Lineage: Eukaryota; Metazoa; Chordata; Actinopteri; Blenniiformes; Blenniidae
Product: GTPase IMAP family member 7-like
Exons: 3
Coding region: 1-876 (291 amino acids)
Molecular function (GO): GTP binding
Source: RefSeq, a predicted model, not a curated record
AUGGCAUACUUCAAGUCAAAGCGGAUCGUCCUGCUGGGAAAAACUGGCUAUGGGAAAAGCAGCCUUGCUAACAUCAUACUUGGAGAGAACUUGUUCACAGCACAUCAUUCUUCUGUUUCUGGAACUGCCACAUGUCAAGCUGAAACCAGAGAUGUCAGUGACAGAAAGAUCACUUUGGUCGACACGCCUGGUUUGUUUGAUACAGAAAGGUCAGAGGAGGAUUUGAAGCCUGAGAUCAUGAAGUGCAUUACAGAGUGUGCUCCUGGAAUUCACGCCUUUCUCAUUGUGCUGAAAGUUGAGAGAUUCUCAGAGCAGGAGCAAGCCGUCAUCAGCAGAAUAUAUGAGUAUUUCUCUGAAGACGCUCUGAAAUACGCCGUGGUCGUCUUCACUUUUGGCGACCAGCUAGAUGAAGGGAUGAAAAUCGAGGAGUUUGUCAAACACAAUCAAAAGCUGAGAGACCUGGUGAACAGGUGCGGCAGCCGGUGCCAUGUUUUCGACAACAAAUACUGGAACGACAACAUGCUGCAGAACGACUACAGGAGCAACCGCUUCCAGAGGGAAGAGUUACUGAAGACCAUCGACAAGCUAACGGUGGAAAGAAACGGCCAAUGCUACACCAACGACAUGCUGCAAGCUGUGGAGAGAGAAAUCCAGAGAGAGGAGGAGCAAAUCAGGCAGUCAUCUCCAGAAGACCUGCCACCAGAGGAGAUCAGAAACCAGGCCAAACGCCAAGUGGCAUACAGAUUUCUGAUCGACCUGGCAGGGAUCACAACGGGGGCCUUGUUGGGAGCUUUGUUUAGCGUAGUGGCUCUGGUUCCAGUAGUUGCAACGGCUCUCUGGAACCGGAAGUACAUGGUUGCCGUGGACACGGACUAA